AUGAGGCUCAUCAAAGCUCUCAUCUCCGUCGCCCUCGUGGCCGACGCUGCUGUUGCCAGCAGCAACAGCUGGUUCUCCAAGGCCGGUAAAUACACCUACAACAAGUGGCAUGAGACCGAGCUCGAGCGUUGGCUCUCCGACCAUGACAUCCCCUACCCCACCCCGGCCGACCGCAAGGACCUGGAGAAGCUCAUCCAGUCCAACUGGGACGCCUACGCCGUCAGUCCCUACAAGAACUGGGACAACGACAAGCUGGCAGGCUACCUUCAGCAGAAGGGUGUCGAUGUCCAGGACUCUGCCAAGUCAAGCAAGGACACACUGGUCGCACAGGUUGCAGCUUCUUGGUACGAGACCGAAGAUAAGGCUCAGAACGCCUACUUCAGCGUCAAGGAUUGGAUCCUGGACACCUGGACAGAGAGCCAGCUCAAGGCCUUUUGUGAUCAUCAUGCCAUUCCUGUACCGCAACCCCGCCAGAGGGACACCAUCCUGUCGAAGGCCCGCAGCAACUAUGACACGGUUGCUCAGAAGGUCGGCGAGGCUGCGUCGUAUCCUGGCGACUGGCUCUACGAGACUUGGACUGAAUCCGAUCUGAAAGAGUGGCUUGACACUCAUGGGUUUCCAGCCCCCCAGCCCAGCACUCGUGACAAACUCAUCGCCUCGGUCCGCCGCAACUCGCGUUUGGCCUACCUCAAGUCGCAAGAGCAGCUUGCGAGUGCCACAUCCAGCGCCCAGGCUGCGUAUGCAACGCUCACUGACAAGCUCAUCGAUUCCUGGAGCGAGUCUCAGCUGAAGGAGUUCGCGGACAAGAAUGGAAUUCCCGUCCCUCAAGGAACGAAACUGAACGAGCUCCGCGCUCUGGUCCGCAAGAACCGUGCCGACAUCCUUGGCGACAACGUGUCCGGUACUGCUGCUUCGGCGUUCGGAGCCGCGACCUCGCAGGCUGGAAACCAGUACGCAAAGGCCACCAACGACGCAUCACUGGCCGCCCAAGACGCUUUCAACAGCGCAAUUGACUCCUGGUCAGACACUCGUCUCAAAGGCUACCUUGACGCCCGUGGCGUCCCCGUUCCACAUGCCUCCAAGACCGAUGAGCUUCGCGCCUUGGUCCGCAAGAACUACCACAAGGCAUCCACUGGCUGGGAUGCCUGGACUUUUGACGACUUCUCGGUUGAGAACCUAAAGGAUUACCUGAAGGCUAACGGAGACGCUGCUGCCAAGAAGACAGCUGACAAGUCUGGCGCUACUCGCGAUGAACUUGUCAGUGCCGCACAGUCUGCCUACACCUCUGCCUCGUCUGCUGGCGGUGCCACGUACGCAUCCGUCACGAGCUACCUCACCCAGGCUACGGACUCGGUCAGGAAGAGCGCAUUCGAUACCUGGAGUGAGAGCGAUUUGAAGAACUACCUCGACAGCUAUGGAAUUCCUGCUCCUCAGGGAUCGAACAUUAACGAGUUGCGAGCUCUCGCCCGCAAGCACUCGACCUACUUCCGCUACGGCACAAGCAGUCCAUCUGGCACAGCCUUUGCCAAGCUCAGCGAGACACUCCAGGGGGCCUGGCAGUGGUUCGCAGGCCAACUCAACAUCGGUGCCGAUGUUGCGAAGCAACAGGCCGGCGAGGCCAAAGACAAGGUUAAGGAGGAGCUCUAA
Molecule: messenger RNA, 1647 nt
Organism: Diaporthe citri
Lineage: Eukaryota; Fungi; Ascomycota; Sordariomycetes; Diaporthales; Diaporthaceae
Exons: 7
Coding region: 1-1647 (548 amino acids)
Source: RefSeq, a predicted model, not a curated record